This is a messenger RNA of Stylonychia lemnae, 1227 nucleotides long. Lineage: Eukaryota; Ciliophora; Spirotrichea; Sporadotrichida; Oxytrichidae. The record is from the annotation of a GenBank genome assembly.
AUGCCUUUACUCAUGAUAAACCAUAAUUAUACAAUUCACACUUACGGUGAGAAUUAAAAUAAUUAAUUAAUAAAUUAAGAAAGCAACAAUGAGCUCUUUAAUCAAGAUUUCGUAACAAUAGACAUUUACUUUGGGCUAGACUAUAACAGAUCCUAAGAAGGACCAUCGGAAAUAUUUAAUCCUACCUUGUUUAAAAAUGGAUCAGUAGAACCAUAUAAGAUAUCUGAAAUCCAACAGAUGCAAAAGGUCCCAUCUGAUUAUGGUAGUUUUGUUAAGUUCAAAUUUUACUUAUCUAACAGUUCUCUGACAAUAAUGAAAUUGAGGUUUAUUGAGCACAGCAUCUAUACCUUUGCUGAAAAUAGUUUGAUUAGUGCCUAUUAGAGCUUAAAUUGGGUAAAUAUAACUGAAUGCUAAUUCUAUGUGUAUUACGGAUUACUUUUCAGCUAAUAUGGAAUGCGUUUGACGUUUUAAAAUUCAAUAAUCGAUUACACUAAUAUGUAAUACACAGUUUCAUAUGACUAAGAUAUGUACAUUUGUUCAGAUUUAACGAAUGAGGUGAGUCCUUUCGUAUAUUAUUUUUUGAACAAUACUCUACAAGGAAUUGGAGUCGGUGAAUUAGGAUUUAUAUUUAACAUGCGAAACAAUUUCAAAUUAUUCUUGCUAAAGGAUAAUAUUAUAAAGGGUUUUUUACAAAACUAAUUUGGAACUAUUCUCUAUUUUUACUUCGGAAACCCAUGUCCAAAUGACAAAGGCUUAAGAGAAUUUAUUAUAGAUGGGAAUGUAAUGGAUCUUUUUGAUUUGCCUUUUUAAUAAGGAAGUUUCAUGGUUGUAGACAUUUCACCAGGUUAUUAGCAAAAUGCAUCGAUCUAAAUUACUAAUAACGUGUUUAGGAAUUUAGGAUAUGGUAUUGAGGGCAGAAAUUUUAUUUAUAUCAUAGAUAAAAGCUUUUAAUCUGUAAAAAUCAACCUAGAAAAUCUUACUUUUGAAGGGUUAUCGACUAAUCUAGAACUUCCAAUAGCUAAAUUAGAAAUAUAUUAAAGUUCAAUUAAUAAUGUUACAGUUAAAAAUUCAGAGAUUUCUUCAGGUUUUUAAAUACUUUCUGCUAUAAGCUAAGUUUCUAAUGUAGAAUUUAUAAAUAUAACUUCUAAAGCAAACCAAAUCUUGUUUAUUCAAUAAUUUGAAUAUAUAGAACAUUUCGAUUUCUAGCAAGAAUUUGAUUCAAUUUGA